AUGCUGCCAUGUACUCAGAAGCUCAAGGAUCUUUCCUGGAAACCCGUUGGAAUCAUCCUUAGUGGGGGUCCCUCAAGCGUGUAUUCUCCCGAUGCACCAAACGUGGAUCCGCUCGUGUUCGAGCUCGGUGUUCCUGUGUUGGGAGUUUGCUAUGGCUGUCAACUAAUUGCAUGGCGAGUAAACCCAAACAAUGUGGCACCUGGCGUGGCCCGUGAAUACGGAGAGACUUCUAUGGCCAUCCGUAGAGUCGGUAACCAUGCUGACCGUCUCUUCGAGGGAUUGGGAGACUCUUUAAAUGUUGUAAUGAGCCACUUCGACAAGCUCGUUCAUCUACCCGAUGGUUUCAAGACCAUCGCCACUACCAAGAACAGCGAGUUUGCUGGCAUUGCCCAUGAUUCUCAGCCCGUCUUUGGCAUCCAAUUCCACCCUGAAAUCUCUCAUACAGAGCGUGGAACGGACAUAAUCGCCAACUUCGCUCUCAAGAUUUGUGGUGCCCGAGCGGACUGGAAGAUGGACAACUUCUCAGAGCGAGAAAUUGUUCGAAUUCGACAGCUGGUUGGCGACAAGGCACAAGUUAUUGGAGCUGUUUCCGGAGGUGUUGAUAGUACUGUGGCGGCUAAAUUAUUGACGGAAGCAAUUGGAGACCGCUUCAAGAGCAUUCUAGUGGACACCGGUCUGAUGCGUCUGAAUGAGUGCGAACAGGUCAAGGAGACCCUGGACAAGCACCUGGGAAUUAACCUGACUGUGGUGGACGGAUCUGAUCUCUUCUUCAGCCGUCUUGCAGGAGUCACGGAGCCAGAAGCCAAGAGGAAGAUUAUCGGAGAGACUUGCAAAGUUAUCGAUCUCUUUGAAAUCGAGGCACUCCGUAUCGAGAAGGAAGCAGAAAACACACCGUUUGCCGGAAAGGUUGAAUGGUUCCUUCAGGGAACACUCUAUGCGGACAUUGUGGAAAGUUUGAGUUUCAAGGGAGCCGCCAGUUCCACCAUCAAAUCUCACCAUAAUGCGGGAGGACUUCCUGCUCGCAUGCAAAACGGCGAGGCACACCUCAAACUCCUUGAGCCGCUCCGAGAACUUUUCAAGGACGAAGUGCGGGCUUUCGGACGCCAACUGCAGAUUCACGAGGAGCUCAUUGGAAGACACCCUUUCCCUGGUCCUGGUUUGGGCAUCAGAAUCAUCGGCGAAGUCACCCGCGAGCGUGUCGAAAUUGUGCGCAAGGCGGAUCAUAUCUUCAUCUCCAUGAUCCGUGAGGCUGGAAUUUAUGACGAGGUUCGACGCGACCACCUGUCGUCUGUCACCCAAGCCUACGCUGCACUUGACACAAACAGAGCCGUCGGAGUGCAGGGUGAUGCCAGAGCGUAUGGCUACAUCUGCGUUCUGCGAGCCGUGACCAGCUUGGAUAUGAUGAGCGCCGAGCCCUACGAGUUCGAGUGGAGUCUUCUCAAGGCUAUUAGCAGACGCAUUGUGAACGAAGUCGAUGGCAUUGCGAGGGUGGUAUACGACACCACGUCUAAGCCUCCAGGAACGAUUGAAUUGGAGUGA
Molecule: messenger RNA, 1539 nt
Organism: Fusarium musae
Lineage: Eukaryota; Fungi; Ascomycota; Sordariomycetes; Hypocreales; Nectriaceae
Gene: GUA1
Product: GMP synthase (glutamine-hydrolyzing)
Exons: 17
Coding region: 1-1539 (512 amino acids)
Biological process (GO): GMP biosynthetic process
Cellular component (GO): cytosol
Molecular function (GO): ATP binding; GMP synthase (glutamine-hydrolyzing) activity; GMP synthase activity
Source: RefSeq, a predicted model, not a curated record